Artibeus jamaicensis (Jamaican fruit-eating bat) is the source of this 4250-nucleotide messenger RNA. RefSeq names its product translation initiation factor IF-2-like. Lineage: Eukaryota; Metazoa; Chordata; Mammalia; Chiroptera; Phyllostomidae. The coding region runs from base 1 to 1023 and encodes 340 amino acids. The transcript has 5 exons. The record is from RefSeq and is a predicted model, not a curated record.
AUGGGAAGCCAGGGGACCUCGGAGUCCCGCUACCAGGGGCGGGGUCCGGGACCCGGCAGUUUCGAGGAAUUGCCCGGUGCAGCCGGUGCAGCCGGUCGGGGCGAGGGGCUUGCACUAUGUUUCCCCGCGCAGGCGGAGCCCGGGGAAGAGGACUCGCUCCGAGCGCGCCGCUGCCGAGGGGCAGAGAGUAGCAACCCCGGGGGCGCACACUGGACAGGGGUGGGGCGCGGACCGCCGCCCCGCCCCACUGGGCCCAGCCUCCGGCUGCCCGGGGAGGGGGAGGGGCGGAGCGAGCGGGGCAGCGCUGGGGCGGAGCGGGGGCGGAGCGGGUGCCGGCAAGGGUGCAGGCGGCCCGGCAUCAGCGGCGAAGGUCCCUGGUGGGAUCGGCGUCGCUGCGGAUACCAACGAGGUAGCCCGGGCCGGCCACCUCCGCAGACCAGUUUUGCGGAGGCGGGGGACGAGGAGAUCGGAGGGAGUGAGCCAAGCGUGCGGCAGUGGCUGCUUCCCUUCGAGGGAGGUCGGGCUCCCAGCUCUCCCGACCUGCCUGGCGUUCUCGCCUCCCUGCGGCGCCCUGGGCAUGGCUUCGGCGGGCAGCGGCAUGGAGGAGGUCCAUGUGUUGGUGCUGACCCCGCUGAAGCUGGUCGGGCUGGUGUGCAUCUUCCUGGCGCUGUGUCUGGACCUGGGUGCCGUGCUGAGCCCGGCUUGGGUCACGGCCGACCACCUGUACUACCUGUCCCUGUGGGAGUCCUGCCGGAAACCCGCCAGCUGGGACAUCUGGCACUGGGAGUCCACGCUCAGCAGCGGAAUGCGCGACCACAGUCAACCUGCAACCCUGCUCCCUCACUGUUUCCCCGUGAUUGCUUGCUGAGUUGCCCACCAGGUCCAACCCUGCGCCUGGAUUCUGCGGGCCUGAGUCCGUCUGACCGAGUUUUCCUGUGCUAUUCUGCUCUACCAGCUGCUGGUUUCGCCAUUCUAACCGUAGCCAAGUGCUGGAAGCCACCUAAGUGCCCAUCAGUAAAUUAAUGGAUCAAAAAAUUACGAUACAUUUACAUGAUGGAAUAUUAUGCAGCAGAAAGAAAGAAUGUGCUCCUACCCUUCAUGACAACAUGGAUGCCAGGCGGUGAAAGACAAAUAUCAUGUGAUCUCAUCUAUAAGUGGAACCUAAUCAACAAAACAAACAAGAAAAUCUUAUAUCAGAGAAGCAUAUUCUACAAAUCUGAAACCUGGGAAAUCUAAAUUUAAGAAGAUACAAACUAGAGUGUAUUUAACGUGAAAACUGGGUGAAUUAAUAUAAGGUUGUUAGAUGCUGAAGAACUGUGCUUAAGGAAAAGGGAUGGGAAGAAGCCAGUGAGAACUACAUUCAUUGCAGACUCAUGCCCAUCCUCUGCAACAAAUCAGAUAUUGUUUUUCCCUAACUCAAUCCUAACAUUAAUGCUGACAAUAAUAGCAAAAUACAGGGAUUUCUGGUGGCUCACAAACAAAAUGAUAAUAAUAGCCUGAUUUAGAAGAAUGAAUGCUUUUCAUGAAAAUGUUUUAGUAAUUUGUAGACUGUAGUUAUAUUGGCCAACAUUCUGCUUUUAGUUCAAAGAUUACAAACUCAAAUACACAUGUGAAUCAAGGAGGUCAUUUAAAUGUGUAAAAUGGAUCCAGGGUUUACUAAGAAAUUACUAGGAUGAUGAUAAAGUAGCAAGUGCAGGCCUCAUAUAAGGGCAUUCAAUUUAAAAUGUUUUUAAAAUAUUAUGUAGGACGUACAAAACACAUCUCCUGGCCAACCCACCUUUGUGGACAUCCUAUUUAAUUAAUUAGCAUUUCAGUGGGGAAGAAAGUUAAUCUGUCCUUAUCACAUUCAGGCUGCUUUACUUCAUAUCUAACUUCCACAUUUUUUAAAAGAGCUUGCAGGUGGCUGUCACAGCUCCCAAGCAGGCUGGACACCCCUGAGCAGUGUGAUAUAGUUUCCUUGACAAGUAUGCAAUGGGUUCCAAAAUGUUUGGAGUUUCUGGGCAGGUGAGCAGGUUUGGGUGUUUUUGCUGUGGCUCACCUGGAGGGGCCAUAGAAGUUCCACACCCCAGCCACAUACCUUGCCCUCUGCAUCUCUCUGUUUGGUGGUUCCUGGCUUAUGACCUUUUAUAACUUCCACAUUUUUUGAAUCAUGGGGAAUCUCUGCAUAUCAGAUCACCACACAGAGAUACUACAAUCAGCAGUAACUGUAAGACAUGAUGGUUUGCCACAGGAAUUUUUGACCCCUAGAAUAUUAAAGUUAAUAGGCGAAUUUGAAAAUGUUUUGAAAAGUUCUAAUUAGUUAAUUAUACUUUGGAAUAGUUGACUUUAUUCCAGAUAUGAGCAUGUUUAUCUUCCUUUCAACUUAAAAAUGGCAUCGCUAAUUUAAUACAUGUCUAUAUAUUUUCUCUAGAUUAAGAGGUCAGUAAAUUUUUCUGUACAGGUUCAGAUAAUAAAACUUUGGGUUCACAGGCCACAUAAUCUCUGACACAAUUACUAAAGUCUCUCUUUGUAGUGCAAAAGUAGCCAUAGACAAUACAUAAACAAAUGGGUGUGAAUGUGUCCCAAUAAAACUUUAUGAACACAGAUUUGGACUUUGCAAACAAAAGUGAUAUUUUCAAAGAAACAUUUUCAGUACUAUUUGUUUUAAAGGUAAACCAUUAAUAGGUGUCAAAAUAUCUGAUGCUUAGCCAAAAUUGACAAGUCAAUAUAGAUCUUGUGUUUGAACUUUAUAGUAGUUUCAUUUUACCAUAAGACUUCCACAGAGUAUGUUCAAGUUGUGUUGGAAAAAAAGCAACACUGUGCCUCAAGGUGAACCCACUGUUAUACAAAGACCAAACAAGGGAGUAUCUGCCCUCAUGGGAAGGCUUAGUACUUUCACUGUUUGACUCUGUAUUGUGAUAGUAAAGUACAGAUAGAUUUUAGAUGGUUUUAUCAAUAUUUUAAAUUGUCUAUAUCCACUAAACUCUAUUUUUCAUACUUAUAGCCUACCCCCAAGGGGACAAUAGUGUCCACUGCCCCAUCCUUAGAACUCUACCAGGGACCAGUUUGCGUGGUAUCUGCUCACAUGGUUAAUUUGAGAGGUGUAGGAAAGCCUCAAACAGGUAUACCAUGAAUACCUGAAAUUCCACCAUUAAUAAUAGAAAUAAUAGCCAUGGUUAGUAUGGCACAGUGGGUUAAGUGUCAGCCUGUGAACCAAGGUAUCACCGGUUCAAUUUCCAGUCUAGGGCACAUGCCUGGGUUGUAGGCCAAAUCCCUAGUGGGAGGCACAUGAGAGGCAACCACACAUGAUGUUUCUAUCCUUCUGUUUCUCCUCCCCUUCCUCUCCCCUCUCUAAAAACAAAUAAAAUCUUUUAAAAAUAAUACAAAUAAUAAUUCUAGAAAUGGCUGAGAAUUACCAUGUGCCACAAGUGUUAAAUGCUUUACUUCUAUUUUAGAGAUGAGGAAAUGGAGUUUCAGAAAGUGUGAAUAACUUGUCCGAUGACACAGAACAAGUACGUGUGAUCCAGGAUGAGGUACAGGAGGCAAGUAGGUUGGAGAAGGCUGUGUAGAACAAUUCAGGAAAAAGGAUGCUUGGGUGGUGAUAAAAGAGGGUUGCAUGAGAAAAACAUGAAAAGGAUAGGGUUAAAAUAAGAGGGUAUUUUUUUGUUCCUAUCCUUCCCCAACCCUCUCCCAUUUGGCAACCAUCAGUUUGUUCUCUCUGUGGGUCUGUUAAAAAAAGAGUAUUUCACAAGUUCCCCAAUGGCUCCUUUUGUUUCCUAAUGUAUCUUUUCCUCAUUAGCACUUAAUUUAUUGUUCAAAAUAUGCAAAGUGCUUCCAAUAUUGCUAUUGCAGUAGCAAAAGGAGCAAAGGGAGGCAGAGAGACAGAGACAGAGACAGAAUCAGUGUGAGAGAGAAACAUUGAUUGGUUGCCUCCCAUAUGGGCCCUGAUUGGUGACUGAACCUGCAACCUUUUGGUGUAUGGGAUGAUGCCCCAAACAACUGAGCCACCUGGCCAGGGCUGAAGAAUCUUAAAGAAUUAUUCAAACCUUCUUAAUAGCACUUUGACAUAAUACUAUGCUAAGUGAAAUAGGCCAGGCAGUGAAAGACAAAUACCAUAUGAUCCCACCUUUAACUGGAACAUAAUCAACACAAGAAAGAAGCAAACAAAAUAUAACCAGAGACAUUGAAAUUAAGAACAAUCUAACAAUAGCCAAAGGGGAGGAGGAGGGGGCUGUGGGAGAAGGGCUUUCUGGAACUACUAUAAAGGACAC